Molecule: messenger RNA, 393 nt
Organism: Trichobilharzia regenti
Lineage: Eukaryota; Metazoa; Platyhelminthes; Trematoda; Strigeidida; Schistosomatidae
Source: the annotation of a GenBank genome assembly
AUGAGCUCUGUACAAUUGGAAAAAAUAUCACCACAAAUCAAACGAUUUAUUAGUUUUGUCAACGGUCUCAAAAAGCCAACAAGUGAGCAGUUAGAGGAGUUCAACGAAAAGGCGACACAAUUUAUAAAGGAAUUGAACAAAAUUAAUGAGACAGUAAGACAAGUUAAACAGGACAAAGAUUCAGAAAAUCGAAACCCAAAACUGGAGUCAAUGAAAAGUCAACUCCUUAUCAAAAUCUCCACACUGACUGAUAAAUUAAGCAAACUAGACAAGAAAAUUGGAGUAAUUGAUGGUAGUUCUUUGUCGGCGAAUGAAAGCAUCCCUAGGCGAGAUCCAAAGUUUCAAGAUCAAGAAUCAACACUUCCAACAAGUGAUACUACAACAUAUACUUAA